CUUUCCUGUCCCGGCCUGCGUGGCGUGUGCUUGUGGGUCUUUGAGACCCGAAAAUUGAGAGCGUUUUCGCACCCCAGGGGCUGCUCCUGGCGGCUCUGCGGCCGUCACCAUGCCACAGAACGAAUAUAUUCAAUUACACCGUAAACGCUAUGGAUACCGUUUGGAUUACCAUGAGAAAAAGAGAAAGAAGGAAAGUCGAGAGGCUCAUGAACGUUCAAAGAAGGCAAAGAAAAUGAUUGGUCUGAAGGCUAAGCUUUACCAUAAACAGCGUCAUGCUGAGAAAAUACAAAUGAAAAAGACUAUCAAGAUGCAUGAAAAGAGAAACACCAAACAAAAGAAUGAUGAAAAGACUCCACAGGGAGCAGUACCUGCCUAUCUGCUGGACAGAGAGGGACAAUCUCGAGCUAAAGUACUUUCCAAUAUGAUUAAACAGAAACGAAAAGAGAAGGCGGGAAAAUGGGAAGUCCCUCUGCCUAAAGUACGUGCCCAGGGAGAAACAGAAGUAUUAAAAGUUAUUCGAACAGGAAAGAGAAAGAAGAAGGCAUGGAAGAGGAUGGUUACUAAAGUGUGCUUUGUUGGAGAUGGCUUUACAAGAAAACCACCUAAAUAUGAAAGAUUCAUCAGGCCAAUGGGCUUGCGUUUCAAGAAAGCCCAUGUAACACAUCCUGAACUGAAAGCCACCUUUUGCCUACCAAUACUUGGUGUAAAGAAGAAUCCCUCAUCCCCACUGUAUACAACUUUGGGUGUUAUUACCAAAGGUACUGUCAUUGAAGUAAAUGUGAGUGAACUGGGCCUUGUGACGCAAGGAGGCAAAGUUAUUUGGGGAAAAUAUGCCCAGGUUACCAACAAUCCUGAAAAUGAUGGAUGUAUAAAUGCAGUGUUACUGAUUUGACAGCAACUUCAUAUAUAAUUAUUGAGGACUACACACCAAUUGAAAAAACUGCCAUUACUGUGAUGUUUCUGAAUACUACCAAACAGCCAUACAUGUCUACAAUGAAGAGAUUUAUUAAAUUGUAAACAUAAAA
Nomascus leucogenys (northern white-cheeked gibbon) is the source of this 1025-nucleotide messenger RNA. RefSeq names its product ribosome biogenesis protein NSA2 homolog. The record is from RefSeq and is a predicted model, not a curated record. Gene Ontology annotation, cellular component: preribosome, large subunit precursor; nucleolus. Gene Ontology annotation, biological process: maturation of 5.8S rRNA; maturation of LSU-rRNA. NCBI's taxonomy places the organism in Eukaryota, Metazoa, Chordata, Mammalia, Primates, Hylobatidae.